Penicillium soppii is the source of this 2115-nucleotide messenger RNA. Its product is annotated as putative extracellular threonine rich protein. The record is from RefSeq and is a predicted model, not a curated record. The transcript has a single exon. Lineage: Eukaryota; Fungi; Ascomycota; Eurotiomycetes; Eurotiales; Aspergillaceae. The coding region runs from base 1 to 2115 and encodes 704 amino acids.
AUGUUUCCCGAAAGAUCUCUGGUCCUACUGGUAUGCUCCUGGGCUCUCUUGCAGCAUGUUGUGGCUGCCCCGGAUGUAGUUCCAGAGCCAGGUCUCGAUGAACGUCAGCUAGAAGAACGUGGUUUUAAUAUUCAAGAGCGCCACAAUCAUCCUGCUUUGGAAAGUUCGCUCCUUUCGGUCUUGACCGAGGAGUUGGCGUCUUCUACCCAUUCCCCACAGCCUGCACCAACUGAGAGUCCUUCCCCUGGUGUGAGUGUUUCUCCUAGUGUGAGUCCUGCUCCUAGUGAGAGCACUUCUCCUAGCGAGAGCCAAAUAUCAACUGGAAGCACCAGCAGUGAAAGUCCAACCGGUUCCUCGAAUAGUGUUACAAUCACAUCUUCCCCAAGUGGAAGUGUUGGUCCCUCCACAGGCAGAGCUAGUCCCUCGGGUACUGCUAGCCCCCCGGGUAGUGUAAGCCCCUCGGGCAAUACAAGUCCAUCAGAAAGUGCCACUCGUACAGGCAGUGCUAGUUCCUCGGAAAUUGCGAGUCCUGCGAGCAGUGCAAGCCCCUCGGGUAGUGUGAGCCCCUCAGGCAGUACGAGUCCAUCAGAAAGUGCCACUCGUACAGGCAGUGCCAGCCCCUCAGGCAGUGCAAGCCCCUCGGGUAGUGCCAGCCCCUCAGGCAGUGCAAGCCCCUCGGGUAGUGUGAGCCCCUCAGGCAGUACGAGUCCAUCAGAAAGUGCCACUCGUACAGGCAGUGCCAGCCCCUCAGGCAGUACGAGACCUUCAGGCAGUGCUAGUCCAUCAGGCAGUGCUAGUCCAUCAGGCAGUGCUAGUCCAUCAGGCAGUGCUAGUCCAUCAGGCAGUGCUAGUCCAUCAGGCAGUGCUAGUCCAUCAGGCAGUGCUAGUCCAUCAGGCAGUGCUAGUCCAUCAGGCAGUGCUAGUCCAUCAGGCAGUGCCAGCCCCUCAGGUAGUGCGAGACCUUCAGGUAGUAUCAGUCCAUCGGAAAGUCCGAGUCAUUCAGGCAAUGCUAGUCCAUCAGGCAGUAUCAGUCCAUCAGGCAGUAUCAGUCCAUCAGGCAGUAUCAGUCCAUCAGGCAGUAUCAGUCCAUCAGGCAGUAUCAGUCCAUCAGGCAGUAUCAGUCCAUCAGGCAGUAUCAGUCCAUCAGGCAGUAUCAGUCCAUCAGAAAUUGCAACUCAUACAAGCAGUGCCAGCCCCUCGGGUAGUGCUAUACCUUCCACGGGAAAUAACGCAAGUGGAACAUCCCAGCCAUCCUCACUCGGAGGAGGGGGAGGAGGAACCGUACCUUCCACCAGCGCUCAACCGUCCACCGGUGUAGGAGGUGUACAGCCCAGCAGCAGCCAGCCUUCCCCUUCAGGUGGAGGGGGUGGUGAGCAACCGAGCAGUGGCCAUCCUGGUCCUACUGGUGGAGGUGGUGGCGGUGGUGGUCAACAGCCAAGCAGCAGUCAACUCUCUCCUACUGGAGGAGGUGGAGGUGGCGGAGGAGAAACACCGGGCUGUAUCACUCCCAAGGAGACCGUUACAGUUUCUGUUACCGCUACCUGUCCUCCUGCUCAGGUGAGCACAGUCACCGUGACAACUGGCUCAGGCUCAAACACUGGAUGUCCUUGUCCCUCUAGUGGAGGCGGAGGCGGAGGCCCAGGAGGUGGUAGUCCAGGAGGUGGCGGCGCAGGCGGAGGUGGAAGCAGCACUGGCCCAGCACGCCCCAGCGGGAGCAUCACGCUCUCAUCCAGCAGGGUGAAGAUCACCAAAACAAGCACAAACACACAUACGCUGACGCAGACGAAGACUUCGACGCCCUUCAUCCCAAGCACGAAGUCCAAGACAGGCACGGCCACUCCACCGCCCACCCUCGUAACAUUGCCUACUUCUGCGCCGCCUAAGCAGCCUACGCAGUCGCACGGUCCUGUCACCAAGCGAGCAUAUGUCCAUCCUGAUAUCAUUCGAAAGAACAUGUUCAAUAACACGACCACGACGGCGGUGUUUACCAACUCGACUACUAGUCUGAAUCCCACAACCGGGGCAUUGAAUAUCACUCGUGUUGCAACUAAGACUGCCACCGAUCCCGCGCCUGUUUUCCUUCCUCGAUUCAAUCGUGAACGGUUCCGUGGUUAG